Messenger RNA from Pocillopora damicornis (cauliflower coral), 3768 nucleotides. RefSeq names its product discoidin domain-containing receptor 2. NCBI's taxonomy places the organism in Eukaryota, Metazoa, Cnidaria, Anthozoa, Scleractinia, Pocilloporidae. The record is from RefSeq and is a predicted model, not a curated record. Gene Ontology annotation, molecular function: signaling receptor activity. Gene Ontology annotation, cellular component: plasma membrane.
CCCCUCAUUUAUUAUAAUGACUUUUCAUAUCUAACCAUGUCACAAUAAUUUCAUCACCAUAUGCUGCUUUCAGCUAACUCAGUCUUAUCUUUGGCGUACAGCCAAACAAAGCCACCUAACAGACCUCGCAUUAGUUUGAUGGUUGUCUUUUAUGAGACACACCAUCUCCCGUCGCGAGUGCGGAAUAGCUUCUGUCGAUUCCUGAUGGCAACUCGAAUGACUUAUAACCUUGGUGAUUGUCUCGCUGCCUGCCGAGUCACCACCUUUUGUUACCUAUUAAAACAAGAAAAAGUUAUCUCGGGCAAGCAGAAUAUAUUCAAAAUAUUUUUGUUAUCUUUCAGAUCAAAGAAUAUAUCGCUGAAAAUGAAAGAAACGAUGAUUAAGCUCAUUUCACUCUUAGUGGUUUUUUCAAGAGUAUCAUCAGCAGAGAUAUGCGAUUCUCCCCUCAGCAUUUUAAUCCCAGACAGUCAAUGGAGUGCCUCUUCUACAAUAAACCACACCUUAUUCGGUGCUUAUCACGGACGAAUGAACAAUUCUCCGGACACUGUAGGCUGGUGUUCGUCAACUGCCAAAGAAGAAAAAGCAUUUAUAGAGGUUGACUUGGGUAGGAACAUGCUCGUCAGUGCCCUGUCUACUGUAGGAGUGUUGGUGAAAAACGACUCUACUGGGAACUCUACAUUCAUGUACGUGUCACAGUAUUUCCUAGCCUAUAAACGUGAUGGAGACUUGAAAUGGAGGCGGUACCAUAGAAACGAUGUAUCUGUCACACUAAUUAAAAUCAAUGACUCCAGAGUCCACAAACACCACCUACUGACCCCGCGGAUCGCCCGCCGUGUUCGGCUUGUGUUGGACCAAGGAAUUGGAGACAGAUGGUGCCUGAAGAUGGAAAUACAUGGCUGUUCUUGGACUAGACAUGAUGGCUUGGUUUCGUACCGCAUCUCCCAGGGAAAUAUCCGACAGAAUCUACCCGGAUGGAAUUCUUUACGAGAUAACGGCUACGAUGGUACGAGGCUCGCUUUUGGGAAGAAGAUAGGCGUACUUUACCGGGGACUGGGUCAGUUAACAGACGGAGUGAUUGGUCGUAAUGCUGACUGGAAUGACACUGGUAACCCAAUCUGGAUUGACUGGAUUGGCUGGCAAGAUUCCAAAACCUCUGACCCAACUGUCACAUUUGAAUUCUCAUCCUUAAGAAAGUUCUCUAGCAUCCGUUUUCACGUGCUUAAUCUUCCGAGUCACCAUGAAAAGAUGCUCUUCAGCAAAGUUGUGCUUUCGUUCUCUCGAGAUGGCGAGUAUUUUGCUUGGAAGACCAUAUAUGAACCGAGUAUGGCUAAAAGAUCAAUACUGAGAAACAAAGCUGUUUGGAUUGAGGUUAACCUAGAUGGAAACAUUGGAAAACAUGUCACAUGCGAAUUUGUUUAUUACGGAUGGUGGGUGUUGAUCAGUGAAGUGGAAUUCAAAUCAGAAGUAUCCAUCGAUCAUAUUCCUGAAACCGAACAAAACAUUGUGCCUGUAAUAACACCAACAGCCAACACUGUCGACAACGGAAUCAAUACGACAGACAAGACUGUAGUGGAGGAGUCGAGUUUUGAUGAGCCUUCGGACGACUCUCGGGACACCGUGUUAAUAGGCUGCAUGGCUGCUGCAGGAGUAAUAGGAGUAUUGCUAUUGUGUGUCCUCGCCGUGCUGAUGUGGAGGCGAAGAAGUCGACGCACGCGAGCCGCUGAACAGGAUUUAAACAGCAGAGCAAUCAGAAUCAUCAACCCCGGCAAGAAAAACUCACUAAACAGAAGGAACGAUCCUGGUGCGCAGGAAAUUCGCUUUGAGAGACUAAAGAUGCUGGGGAAGGGAAUGGAUGAAGACGAAGAUGAUGAAGUGGAGGAAAUGGACUUAAUGAUGGAGAAAUGUAAUUUGAAUAACGCCAGGCUACUGAUGGGUGACCAAGAUACCUCAAGGAAUCUCCGUCCUCAAUCCAGGGAAAUCUCCCUGGAGGAAGAAAAGGCUGAAGUUCUUGCAGAAAUGAGGAAAGUUAGCGAAAGUAGCGAUGAAUGAAUGCAGGUACAUAUCGUUCUACGAUCCCUGUAGCAUUCCUAACACCAAACUUCUCCGCAUUGAAUAAAAUGAAACAAACUGACAAAUGCAUAUAAAAAUGGUGAAAUAUGCAUCAGAAACCAUAUCAUUUUUAGCUCCGCCAUUUAAAAGUAUAUUUGCAUCAUAUUAAUUGCUACUUUUGGAGUUUGCAACGGAUUUCCUUACCUUCGCGGGUAAAUUUUCCUCCAAUGAGCCGAAACUUCGACUAAGGAGGACGCCAUUUUGAAUAUUGCUUAGCAACCUGGUCGCUAAUCAUUGACCUAAAUGAUAAGGCAUGGUGAAAUUGAACUGUUUGACUUCACUCUGGAGCGUCGGAUAACUGAGAAUUUAGAGGUUCAUACUAAAGCAGCAACUGUACUCCUAUUAUUUGAAUGAAUUUCAAGAAGUCAUGGUAGUGCGUUCAGGUUACUAAGUCGUUUCCAAAAUGGCGGUGUCCGUAAGGAAAUUAUUAGCACACGUGAAGGCAAUUUUUCGAAAUGGAAGGUCUCUCUUAUGGAUCUCAAAUGCUGUAGUGUGUAUAUUUUAUAUGCCAUAUUGAAUGGCGGAAAUAAAUUUAAAUGGUUUUUGCCGGGAGCAUACUUCUCCAGUUAACCAAGGCUCAUGUAAAUUUCCAUGCGAUCAAAGAGCUCAACCCAGGUGAUAAAUUUAAAGUGAUUCUAAGAAAAUAGAAAUUUUUCUGAAGUAUGCUUCUGGAUUUCUUUUAUUUUAUAGAAUCAACAGUAUUCUGAGGAAUUGUCAAGUACAAUGAUGGCUAUUUAUGUUAAUUGAAGCAAAUACUGAAUUAUUUAGAUGUAGCUGUUAGAGAUGUUAACUUUGCUAAAAUGUUUCUUGUUACCCUUGUUACCAUAACUUACUUUCUAUUGCGCCUAUUCCAUAUUCCUUAUGUGCAGAGAUACUCCACAAUAUCUGUAUUUUAAUCACCUUAUCAGAAGCCACACUAGCUAAAUACUAACAGAAAGUAGAGUUUGCAUUCAAAACGAGUUUUAAUUGAGCUUCCAACAUAAUGUACAAUGAAAAAUUAGAUGCCUGGAACUUUAGGACUUCAAUAAGUUUUCCAUUAUUUUGACUCCGGUUUGUUUACGAACGAGUUUUCGUUUUGAUGUCAAGGGUCCCAGUCUCCAAGCGGUGACCUGAUUCUAAUCACGGCCGUUGGUGUGAAGCAACGGAAUCAUACGGAACCGCUCUGUCAAUGCGCCUUGGGCUGUUACACAAAGUUUGCUUAUUUCUAUUUCCCGAAACUUUAGCACAGUGCCGCUAAAUGUUUCAUUAUUCACAACACAAAAAGUUACAACUGAUAUUAAAUAUUUAUUGGAUUUCUCAUUCCUACCUUGUAAAGAGCACCGGUUUACCUACUAACUUCUUUGGAAUCUUGACACCGAAACAUACUCUUGAAAUUCAGUUAAACUUAACCUAAAUGUUUCCAAGUUAUCCAAAUGGUCUUAUUUCCAUUACAAAAAAAUACAGUAAUAUUAACUAAGCAUUGCGACUUAGAGUAAUUAGUUUGCUUCGAUUACAACAUUAAAACUAAGGUGUAUCCUUAUAUGAUUCUAAAAUCAUUGUACAUAAAUGCGUCAGAAUAAGUUGUUUGUAGGAUUACAAACACGAGGUAGUAUUAUUUCUUCUCCUUGUACAGUACGUAGGGGUUUUGAUAAUUAAAGAUAUAUUUUCCACGAAUGCAAA